Molecule: messenger RNA, 3318 nt
Organism: Haliotis rufescens (red abalone)
Lineage: Eukaryota; Metazoa; Mollusca; Gastropoda; Lepetellida; Haliotidae
Product: protein phosphatase 1 regulatory subunit 7-like
Exons: 9
Coding region: 63-1214 (383 amino acids)
Molecular function (GO): protein binding
Source: RefSeq, a predicted model, not a curated record
GACUAAGAUGCAGAAAAUAGCUUUUGACGCAUGCUGAUCGUCAGUUUCUAUUUGCAGUACCCAUGUCACAAUAUUUCAUUCCGCAGUUAAACUUGCACAGAUCAACAUCGCAUACGAUACUGUCUUCAAAUAUUUCCCCCAAAUCAACACAAACACGAGAACAAAAGACAGCCAUGUCAGACAACAAGACGAAGGAGGUAGCAGAACCUACUGAUGAGGUCGAGAAUCAGGCAGCAGCUGAAGCCACAGUUUCCAGUGAAGACGAACUUGAAAAGGAAGAACCUAAACAGGAAGAACAAGCUGUUGAAGAUGCACGAGAACUAGUCAUUGUUGAUCAGGAUGCCUUUGAUGUCGACUUGAACCACAGCCGUGUUGCUAAGAUAGAAAACUUGGAAAAUUUAACAAGAUGUGAGACCCUGUGUCUCCGUCAGAACCUGGUGAAGAAGAUCGAGGGUUUGAGCACCCUGGUGACACUGCGGGAGCUGGACUUGUACGACAACCAGCUGACCAAGAUUGAGAACCUGGAGGCACUUGUAAACCUGGAACAACUUGAUUUGUCUUUCAACCACAUUCGGACAAUUGAAGGUUUGGAGGGUCUCACAAGAGUGACGAAACUGUUUCUGGUGCAGAACAAGAUACAGACGGUUGAGAACAUCGAGCAUCUGGUCAAUGUGGAGAUGCUGGAACUAGGUGCUAACAGAAUCAGGAAAAUACAGGGUAUUGACAAGCUGACCAGACUGAGCAGCCUGUUCCUUGGGAAGAAUAAAAUCACAACAUUGUCCGGGCUUGACACCCUGGUCAACCUCACUUGUCUCAGUAUACAGGACAACCGCCUAGUGACGAUACAGGGGCUGGAGUGUCUAGUCAACCUCGAGGAGCUGUACAUGAGCCACAAUGGCAUUGAGAAGAUCCAGGGACUUGACAAGAAUUUGAGGUUGACAACUCUGGAUCUUGCAGAAAAUAAAAUUAAGAAGAUUGAAAAUAUUGCACAUCUCACAGAACUUCAAGAAUUUUGGUUCAAUGACAACCAGGUGUCUACCUGGGACAAUGUGGAUGCUCUCAUCCCCCUCAAGAACCUGGAGACAGUCUACCUGGAGAGGAACCCUCUCUGGUACGAUCCGUCCGACAACAAGAAGGUGGACGUCAACUACCGAAGAAAGAUCAAACUGGCGUUGCCCUGGAUUAAGCAGAUAGACGCAACUCUUUCUCGAUGAUGAUCUGUAGUAGUUAGCGAAUUCUCUGUCCAGUUCAUCAAGAGUGCUUGGAGUUUGUAAUUAAGUAAAAUUGACAAAAUACAACACUUUUUAAAAAUGUGUUAUAUUACACAAAUAUCUUUGUUAAUGCUAUGAAAUCCCAUACUUUGUAUUAAUGAAUUCAUGUGCUUUUUCAACGUAUUAAGUGCUGAGGUAGAUACUAGAACCUACUUCUUUAACUAGCCUAAGCUUAUGACUAUGUCUUUACAGUAUGAAAAUAAUAACUUAUGGUAUAAAGGAAAUCUCUAUCUUAUAGGACAGGUUUUCAUGAUAUUCAGGAGGAGCGUCUUAUAGAUAGGCACUUGACAGAUCACAUAGAGAAUAUCUACGUGUGUAACUUUGAUAUCUUUUUAUGUUACUAUUAUAGGGUGUAUAUGUGGAGCUCUGUCCAACAUGUUGUCCUGAGCUUCUCUGUAGUAGAUCUCUGUCCAACAUGUUGUCCUGAGGUUCUCUGUAGUAGAUCUCUGUCCAACAUGUUGUCCUGAGGUUCUCUGUAGUAGAUCCAGGGGUAUAUGUGGAGCUUUGUCCAACAUGUUGUCCUGAGGUUCUCUGUAGUAGAUCUCUGUCCAACAUGUUGUCCUGAGGUUCUGUAGUAGAUCCAGGGGUAUAUGUGGAGCUGUGUCCAACAUGUUGUCCUGAGGUUCUCUGUAGUAGAUCCAGGGGUAUAUGUGGAGCUGUGUCCAACAUGUUGUCCUGAGGUUCUCUGUAGUAGAUCCAGGGGUAUAUGUGGAGCUGUGUCCAACAUGUUGUCCUGAGCUUCUCUGUAGUAGAUCCAGGGGUAUAUGUAGACUCUGUCCAACAUGUUGUCCUGAGGUUCUCUGUAGUAGAUCCAGGGGUAUAUGUAGACUCUGUCCAACAUGUUGUCCUGAGGUUCUCUGUAGUAGAUCCAGGGGUAUAUGUAGACUCUGUCCAACAUGUUGUCCUGAGCUUCUCUGUAGUAGAUCCAGGGGUAUAUGUGGAGCUGUGUCCAACAUGUUGUCCUGAGGUUCUCUGUAGUAGAUCCAGGGGUAUAUGUAGACUCUGUCCAACAUGUUGUCCUGAGCUUCUCUGUAGUAGAUCCAGGGGUAUAUGUAGACUCUGUCCAACAUGUUGUCCUGAGCUUCUCUGUAGUAGAUCUCUGUCCAACAUGUUGUCCUGAGGUUCUCUGUAGUAGAUCCAGGGGUAUAUGUGGAGCUGUGUCCAACAUGUUGUCCUGAGGUUCUCUGUAGUAGAUCCAGGGGUAUAUGUAGACUCUGUCCAACAUGUUGUCCUGAGCUUCUCUGUAGUAGAUCCAGGGGUAUAUGUAGACUCUGUCCAACAUGUUGUCCUGAGCUUCUCUGUAGUAGAUCUCUGUCCAACAUGUUGUCCUGAGGUUCUCUGUAGUAGAUCCAGGGGUAUAUGUGGAGCUUUGUCCAACAUGUUGUCCUGAGGUUCUCUGUAGUAGAUCUCUGUCCAACAUGUUGUCCUGAGGUUCUGUAGUAGAUCCAGGGGUAUAUGUGGAGCUGUGUCCAACAUGUCCAUAUCCUUUGAUAGUGAAAAGCGUUAUUUGUACCUAUACUGAUUCAUGUCGACACCAUUCCACUGCAGGAAAACAUGGCUAGAUCUCCUAGGGACAGUUAAUAAUUGUUUGUUAUGUUUUUAGUUUGUUAGUAACUAAACCUUGUCUGACAUUUUGUUUUCGCCCUACUCAGCCUAUGAAAUAUUGAAGGAUAAAAAGCAACAGAGCUGAUAGAUUACUGUAGCUUUGUGUAGACUUUGGAAUAUCAAAUACUGAAGCAAUGUCAUUUUUACUAAAGCCUUUUAUCAACUACAGUUGUUGUUGGUUUGUUAAAUUACCAAAGUUUACAACUGGAUGUCUUACAUUUGCAACAAUAACUUGUGACAAUGUUAAAGCACCUGAUCGGGUGUGCACUGAUUCACUGCUAUUUGUAAUUGCCACAACUGAGGUCAACUGUACUGCAUAUCAUCUUCCUGAGGCAAGGGAAUUAAUUGACUAUAAAAGUCCGGUUUCCAACCUUGCCGAACUAGGCUGGUUUAUAGAGUUAUACUUUGGCUGGACUAACAAGGCUAUGCGUAGUCCAAUCAA